AUGGACCAAAGACAGAGCAGGUGACCAGCACACCUAACAAACUCACUUGAUUUAUGAUAUGAAAGUAUUUUUAUCAGUGUGUAUCUUUGUUUUUAUCUGUGUGUGUGAAUUUACUUUAGUCCUGAUGUCCAUCCUUUGGGGUCACACCGGUUCCUGACUUCCAUCCUGUUGGCGUCAGCUCUCCUCCUCCCCGCUCUGAGCCUGGACGGCCUCUCGUGUUACCACUGUCCAUUGCAGCAGAAAGGCAAGCCCUGCCCCAACAUUACAAGCCAGUGUCUGCCUCACCAGCGCUGUUCCAACUCCAGAGGCCACUACGGAUCCGUCCACAUGCUGUCGUCCCAGGGCUGCCUGGACUCCCACCUCUGCGGCUCCCACGAAAUAAUCUCUUAUCGAGGCGUUGAAUUCAACGUCAGCCACAGCUGCUGCUGCAAAAACAAAUGCAAUGAGCACCUGAAAUCUGCCUUCAGCUUGAAAACACUGCUGAGGAAGAUGGCAGGCAGAUUAGGUCCCAAUGAUAUCAAUAAGGGCCUUGACGCAGAGCCGUGGGAUUCAUGUGCAGAUUACCCAUCAUCAAAAAGCUCCACAUAAACUGCCGCUGCAUCAUAGACUUGCUCUAAAGCGAGGACACUCACCUGAGUCUCCACAAGAGGGAAACAUUCAGACAAAUGUUUUUUCGUGAUUGAGACUUUUUAUAUUUCUACUCAAUGAUGUUUGAUAUAGAGAAAUCCAUCGGUGCUGGUGGCUCGAAUGUUUAAAGGUGGAUUUGUCAGUCAUCUCUGAAACCAUGAAUGCAGCACAAUAAAAGCACUUUGAUCAGCUUUCAACUGCGUGUAGUUCCUCUGUGUGGAUUUUUCAAACAGGUGUGCAGGGAGGUGUGGCCUGAGCAAGAAGAUCUGGAGUCAGUGGUGAGAAGUGAGUUCAUCAGAUGAAGGAGCUUUGAGAGGUUUUGUCUGCUAAACUGGAGUAAAGAUCUUAAAAAUGCCAAGGUAGGUCUUUGUAAUAGUUGUUUGAAGUCGCACAGUGAGAUUAUUUCUGCUUUUAUUUCCUGUUUUUGCAGCUCUGACUGCUUUAAUGUGACAAUCAGCAGAGAUCAUCAACACCUGUGUCAGAGUCGAGGUUAAUGAGUCACUUUGAAAGAUUUUAAAAAGGAGGAAAAUGAUGGAGGGUUGUCCACAAAGCAGACUUGCAAAGAAGAGUUUAAAUAUGAGGAUUGAUGUGUCGCACCAAAGAAGUGAUCUGAGUGAGAAGGAUCUGGUGUUUUUUUAAGAACUUGACAGAUCUGUUACAGGUGAUUUACCUCCACUUAAGAGCAGUGCUAAAUUGUAGAUGAGCACUUAUUAUUAUUAUUGAUUCGAGUGAAUCUUCGUCAUCAUUCUCUUCAUUUGCAGGCUGAACAUGUUGCUCCCUCUGCGUGUCGCUCUGUUGUGCUUCUACUUCAUCCCCUCCCUCCUCUGCGCCAACCUGCGGUGCUACUACAGCCCCGUCCUGGAGAAGGAGGAGAAGUUUGAGCUCGUUGAGACGGAGUGCCCCCCUGAUGAGCUGUGCUACAAGGCGGAUGGUCGCUACGGAAACCACAGCGCCCUGACAGGAAGGGGCUGCAUGGCGAAGAAGGACUGCAGCCAGGUGCACAAGAUCCGCCUCAAAGGAACCAUCUACACCAUGAGCUACAGCUGCUGUGAUGGGCCGUACUGUAACUCCAGCCCAAGGGUGGAGGCCACAUCACUGUACAUCACUGCAGCACUGAUGACUGUCGCGGUGAUGGCUGGCAGCAUGUGA
This is a messenger RNA of Xyrichtys novacula (pearly razorfish), 1776 nucleotides long. Lineage: Eukaryota; Metazoa; Chordata; Actinopteri; Labriformes; Labridae. The record is from the annotation of a GenBank genome assembly.